This is a messenger RNA of Phragmites australis (common reed), 1764 nucleotides long. RefSeq names its product nuclear transcription factor Y subunit A-10-like. Gene Ontology annotation, biological process: regulation of transcription by RNA polymerase II. Gene Ontology annotation, molecular function: RNA polymerase II cis-regulatory region sequence-specific DNA binding; DNA-binding transcription factor activity, RNA polymerase II-specific. The coding region runs from base 494 to 1486 and encodes 330 amino acids. The record is from RefSeq and is a predicted model, not a curated record. Lineage: Eukaryota; Viridiplantae; Streptophyta; Magnoliopsida; Poales; Poaceae. The transcript has 6 exons.
CAUCAUGCAUGAGCCUUGUGGGCUAAAGUUGUGGCUUCCUGUGCUCCUCUUAUUGGAAAUUCUUUGCCAUCUGGGCAUCUGGUGGCCACUCUCUCUGAUCUUGCUUGCCACCCUCCCUCCUUUUCAUGCUGAUUUUGAUGUGGGCUUCUCUCUUCCCAGAGGCAGACCGAGCUUUGAAACUAGUUUCUCUUGGAACCUGUUGUUCCUAUCCAAGCAUUUUAUUUCCUUGCUUGUAGAAAAGAUUUUUUCUUGGUUUCGUCCAUCAAGUUCUUCUGGUUCUAUGCUAUUUCGGUGCAUGUUUCUGUGGGUUAGUAGUAACCCUUGAGUUCAUCCUCCGCGCACCUCUGUUCCUGCCUCUCAAUUCUUUCGCCAGAUGUUCUUGUUCCCUUGUGCUUGUUGGUUGCAUCCAUAAGUAACCCCUUAAGCUAAGAAUCCUGCAAGAGCUUUGGAGGGUUGGUGAGGCUUCAAAUUUCCUUGACAAGGCAAGGCAGCCAUGAUGAGCUUCAAAAGCCAUGAUGGAUUUGGGCAGGUCGCCGCUCUGAGCCAGGCCUCCAAUGGCGCCGGAGCCCCACUGCCAUGGUGGGCGGGGUCCCAGCUGCUGUACGGCGAGCCGGCGCCCCUGUCGCCGGAGGAGACGCGCCGGGACGACCAGUUCCAGGUCGUGCCGGGAGCUCAGGGCGCGCCGGAUCCAGCGCCACAGGCAGCGGCGAAGAGAGGGGGCCCUGAGACCCUGAAAUUCUCUGUGUUCCAAGGGAAUUUGGAGUCAGGAGAGAAAGCCCCGGAGCACUCUGCCACCAUUGCGCUGCAGUCACCAUUCCCCGAAUACAAUGGCCGUUUUGAGAUUGGUCUUGGUCAAUCCAUGGUCUCUUCCAAUUACUCUUGUGCUGACCAGUGCCAUGGCCUGCUUACCACUUAUGCAAUGAGACCAAUGUCUGGUGGGAGAAUGCUCUUGCCACUGAACGCACCGGCCGAUGCACCAAUCUAUGUGAAUCCAAAGCAGUACGAGGGCAUCCUCCGCCGCCGCCGUGCUCGCGCCAAGGCGGAGAGGGAUAACAGGCUGGUGAAGGGCAGAAAGCCGUAUCUCCAUGAGUCGCGCCAUCUCCACGCGAUGCGCCGAGCAAGAGGCUCCGGUGGGCGCUUCCUCAACACGAAGCAAAAGGAGGCAGCUGCGAAAGGAAGCAGCAAGAUGGCAGGACCUGCGCGCCUCGGCACGUCUUGCUCCGAGGUUCCACAGCCGGGGCUCGGCAACAACCCGCGCUGCCACUCCCGGAGCAGUGUCUCAAGCCUGUCUGGUUCAGAUGUAUCAAGCAUCUAUGAUCAUCACGAUGACGCGGACCACUACAACGGCAUCGAGCACCUCCGGACGCCCUUCUUCACCCCGCUGCCAUCCAUCAUGGACGGCGAGCAUGGGGCCGCCGCCAUCCCCUCCUUCAAGUGGGCAACCGCCGCCACCGGUGACGGUUGCUGCGAGCUCCUCAAGGCAUGAACCGAGGAGGGGAUGGGUACUCAGACAGCCAGCCAACUGAAGGCUGGCUGUCUGUAGGCAAAUCAUUCUUGGCUGUUCUGCAUUGGGGUUGCACCAACCUACCCUGUCCCUGAAACUUUACAGUGGUGGGUUUCUGAUGCUGGAGCUCCCCAUAUGCCUGUAAUGUAGUGUAUUUAAAGCACUGCUAGUCAGUACUUGCUAGCACUGUGUCAGUAUGAAUUAUGUGUUGUCCGGUUGAUCAGUAUCUGAAUAAUUGAAGUGUCAGACUUCAGGGUUAA